Molecule: messenger RNA, 2654 nt
Organism: Chara braunii
Lineage: Eukaryota; Viridiplantae; Streptophyta; Charophyceae; Charales; Characeae
Source: the annotation of a GenBank genome assembly
UCGGCGAAAAUAGGAGAGGGGGAGGGUUGCGAGCUUGGGCGUGGUGGAAGGGGAUGUAAUGGGGGAGGAAAGGGAGAGGGAGGGGAAGGAGUUUGGAGACGGUGGUCACGAGCUUGGACGUGGUGGGGGGGAGAUGGGGUGGGGGAGGAGAGGGGUUUGUGAGAGGGAGGGGAAGGAGUAUGGAGGCGAGGUAUAUGUGUUAGUCGGGGUUAGAAACACUUCACUUCACUCGAUGUAUGACCGAAUGGGUGGAGCAGUCUCCCUCGAGGUCUUCGAUGGGGUCUAUUCYGUCAYGAGGCAGGAGUGCUGCAAAGAACAAGGAUUCCAGUUGGAUAUUUCCAGCAAUAAGGCAUUAGCUGCUUCUCUCAGAAGAAUUGAAGAUGUGGCAAACCCAACUGUGCAGAUGGCAGUCAAGGCAAUGGCAACUCGUGCAAUGUCUGAGGCGGAGUACUUGUCAACAGGAGAGAGCACGGACACGGCAGGCUUUUCACACUAUGGGCUUGCCCUUGAGUACUACACCCAUUUCACGUCUCCGAUCCGAAGAUAUGCAGAUGUGCUUGUUCACCGUAUCCUUAUGGCAGCAUUGGGUGUAUCAUGUCCAUUGACUUCUGCUGAAACUGGCUCAUCCCCUUCGCCGGCAUUGUCUGCUGCAAGGUUGUCCAGCAGCAGCACAAAUAUUAUCAUGGCACACACUGCGCUAAAAGAGGUCACAGAGCAUCUAAAUGUUUGCCAUCGGGGAAGCAAAAGAGCACAAAAGGAGUGCAAUGAACUGUACUUGUUAUAUUAUCUGGCAAGGAAUGCACGUGCGGAAGAAGCUUUGGUGACAGGCAUUCACGAGAAUGGUUUGUCAGUUUUUAUCCCGAAGUACGAUCUGCGGGGUCCUGCCUACCUCAAGGACAGAAAAGGGUUUGUUAUCCUUCCUUUGACCGGAGAUGAACCAAGAGAUGAAUCUGGAUCAUUUCUCACAGACAGCUUCAAGUCCGAGCCGUAUUUGCUGCGACAUGAAGAGCAUGAAGUUCAGAUUUGGGACCCUGUUAAAGAGCAAGUCAUUACCUCUUUUCACAUCAUGCAAUCAAUUUGGGUGGAACUUCGCGCUGAUGGAUCGCGAGCCCAUGCACCUACAUUGCGCAUCAGGGUGCUUUCGGACUCUCACCCUGCUGCAAAAGAAGCUGCCGAAGUCCAAGAGCGAGCACGGUUGGUCGAGUACAGAAAGCCAAAGCUCUCUGAACUUGAUGCUCAGUAUGGGAAGGCAGGGGGUUCCCGAUGGAAAAGAGGACAGAGGGAGAUAGGUGCGGCUAUACGUGGCAAACAACCGGACGCAGGCAUGAUGGAGCCCCGCGAAGAGACAGGGAAAGAAACGCAGAAAGCCUCUGAGGGGGAAGCUGAUACGAUAUCCACGCUUGGACAAGUCACAGAGAAAUCUGAUAACAGAAAUGCCAGUGUCUAUGACCUCGUUCAAAGUUUUAGGUCAUUUCUUAUCACAGACACGUCUAUAUUCUCCGACUACGAGAAGGUGGUGUCCAUCGACAGUGAAUUGAGGAGGCCUGUUGCACGGCAAACUCCAGACAUCUCUUCGAAGGUCCAGCAGCCGCCCGUGUCAGGCAGUCGUCAACCACAGCAUUCUGCAACAGAAACAAGUACUGGGAGAACCCAGCCAAAGGAGUUCUUUCAAGAAUCGGAAAUGAUGAUCAAUGCAGAUGAUGAUGAUGAUGGGGAUGAGGAUGAUGAUGAUGAUGAUUCAUUUCCAUUUUCCACCCAAGGUGACAUAGCAGCCAUCAGAGAAGAAUCUGCCCAGGAGAAAGCGUUGCGAGAAAGAUUUGAGUUGCUCCUGGCCCUGGCAGCGCGCAAGAAGGCUCUUCGGGCGAAGUCCGUUCAUGAUGAUUGGAACACACAGCGACAGAUCUGGUAUCAGCAGGAGAUGAGGGCACGCCAGCGUGCAGAUGUUCUUCAUGCACGGAUAUUGCGGCAGAUCCAGAGAGACAACAAACGCGGCAAGCAGCGAACACAAAUUCCCUUCGCCAGCGCAUCUUCAGAGUCAAAUGCGGCAAUCGAUUUAGGCCUCUGAAUGAGCAAUGACUGAGAGGCACUCAGCCACACGAUGUACCGGUGUACUGAUGCCGCAUAUAAACUCACCUGUAACACUCUACAGAUGCUCAGGUCAUCCCAGAUUACUCCUUGCUCAUCGUAAGUAGUCUCAACGCUUCAGCGAACCCGGCCCAUUUCGGCGUGAUGAAGCUAGACCAGUGAGCUAUUAUACUUUUUGGAAAGGAUGGCUGCUGCCAAGCCUACCUCCUGGUUGAUAAUGGAUAGACUGGUGAGCUUUUAUACUUUUUUGAAAGGAUGGCUGCUUCCAAGCCUACCUCCUGAUUGAUAAUGGCUCCAUCGCUUGAUAAGCUUUCGGCCGAGUGCACAUGGCAGUAGUGCCAUCUGGUGUUUUUCUUACUUAAAACCCAGCUACUGUCUUGGCCCGGAUGUAAGGUAUAGCGAUUAUUAUACCCAGGGCGCAUGGGAAAUGGCAGCUUGACUCCUUGAAAUGCAGCUGCUAUGACUGUAACUGGCUCUACGACUGCUUGGAGGAGAAGGGGGAACAACAAUGUCGAGGCCUUGCAUAGGGCAGCUGGCAGUGUGGCUUUACCCGAUUCACAUCGACCUGG